GUCCACAAAACCUAACAGUUAGAAUCCAGGAAAAAGGAGUUGAAAAUUAGGGUUUGGAAUCGAUAGCGGAAGAGAAGAUGAUUGAGGUUGUGCUGAACGACAGGCUGGGGAAGAAGGUCCGCGUGAAGUGCAAUGAGGACGACACGAUCGGGGACCUGAAGAAGCUGGUGGCUGCGCAGACCGGGACGCGCUCCGACAAGAUAAGAAUCCAGAAGUGGUACAACAUUUACAAGGACCAUAUUACUCUAAAGGACUAUGAGAUCCAUGACGGCAUGGGUCUCGAGCUCUACUACAACUAAUUAAUCCGCACCUUCAAGUAAUUUUCAAUCUUCUUCUCUCUUUCUUUAUGCAUACAUGUUUUUGCUGGGAUGGAAUUGACUGAAUUCUAGCAGUGUUAUAGGGGAUUUGAUAUGUGUUUCUUAAAAGGACUUGUUGGUCUUUCUUAUAUUGAUUAUAUGCGUUUCAAGUU
Olea europaea var. sylvestris is the source of this 469-nucleotide messenger RNA. Its product is annotated as ubiquitin-like protein 5. Gene Ontology annotation, cellular component: nucleus; cytoplasm. Bases 78 to 299 code for a protein of 73 amino acids. Gene Ontology annotation, molecular function: protein tag activity; protein binding. The record is from RefSeq and is a predicted model, not a curated record. The transcript has a single exon. Lineage: Eukaryota; Viridiplantae; Streptophyta; Magnoliopsida; Lamiales; Oleaceae. Gene Ontology annotation, biological process: protein modification process; mRNA splicing, via spliceosome.